This is a messenger RNA of Cryptotermes secundus, 1019 nucleotides long. Its product is annotated as GILT-like protein 1. Gene Ontology annotation, molecular function: oxidoreductase activity, acting on a sulfur group of donors, disulfide as acceptor. The record is from RefSeq and is a predicted model, not a curated record. NCBI's taxonomy places the organism in Eukaryota, Metazoa, Arthropoda, Insecta, Blattodea, Kalotermitidae. The transcript has 5 exons. Bases 146 to 763 code for a protein of 205 amino acids.
GCAGGGUGAGGAAGCAGACCGAACGAUUGAGGAGCACUUGACUUGAGGAUAAACGGUUGGAUACGCUAACUGCUUUAGCACUAGUGUGACGAGUGUGAUUAUCUUCCUGCCCCUAUUCAAUUUAAAAAGUAAUAUUAAGAGUACGAUGCGACUUCUAUUGUCAGUAGUUCUGAUUUUUGCUGCAACUGAAGUUCAUGGAGCUGCUGUCAAUCUGUCGCUGUACUACGAGAGCCUCUGCCCGGACAGCAUGAACUUUAUCAAAUUCCAGCUCUACCCAACGUGGCUUCUCUUGACCGGGGAAUAUCUCGCUGUUGAUUUUGUCCCUUAUGGAAAGGCUACGCAAGAUCAGACCGCAAAUGGCACAUGGAUAUUUGAGUGUCAACAUGGGGAGAGUGAAUGCCAAGGGAACAAAGAGCAAGCAUGUGCCCUUUCACUGUAUCAAAACAAUGCUUCCAUUCAAGUCCAGUUCAUCAGCUGCGUCAUGAGUACCAGAAGACCACCUACAGCUGGAUCACAGUGUGCAACAGUUCUUGGAAUCAACUACAAUCAAAUUGAGGAUUGUGCCCAAGGAACAGAAGGAAAUGAACUCCUGGCAGAACUAGGUGAUCGUACUCACAGUUUCACUCCACACAUAAGAUUUGUACCAACGGUUGCAAUUAAUAGAGUCUAUACCCAGAAAGAUCAAGAUGAUGCUUUGUCAAACCUGAUGAGUGUGAUUUGCCGACAUAUCAACGGCACAAAACCAGAAGAAUGUAAUGGUUAGAAUAAAAUGCAUCAAACAGUACUUGGCUCUUGCUGUUGCUGUUAAUAAAGAAAGGUUUUGUGAGGGACAUAAAUGCUUCAGCUUCAUGGAAGGCUGAUAAAUUUCUGUGCCCCUCAUUUUCUCUAUUUCAAUAUACAUUACUAUUUUCAAGGAGAGUUUUACCUGAGAUUCUCUUAAAGCAGCCAUGUCAAACAUGCGGCCCCCAUAGCCACAAAGUGCGGCCCCUCAACUUUUAGAGCUAAUUGAUAUUAAAAUC